Cladophialophora bantiana CBS 173.52 is the source of this 564-nucleotide messenger RNA. RefSeq lists its product as uncharacterized. The transcript has a single exon. The record is from RefSeq and is a predicted model, not a curated record. The coding region runs from base 1 to 564 and encodes 187 amino acids. NCBI's taxonomy places the organism in Eukaryota, Fungi, Ascomycota, Eurotiomycetes, Chaetothyriales, Herpotrichiellaceae.
AUGACGGCUGACUAUGUACGGCUGAAAGAGCAUGUGAAAAAGAUACAAGCCUCGUUCCAGGGCACACCAAUUACAAAAAUACACACACGAGCUCGAGUCCACAGCUACUUCCUUUCUCCAGAGAUCCUGGAAUUGGAGACGCGUCUGCAGGGAAACAUCGGCAAGAUCGACAUUGUGCUUUGUAUGAUCGCUGAGUAUGUCUUGGAUAAUGGCCUAUUGAGGCUCUCCACUAAUACAGAUGCUUCAACAGGAUCGGCUUCGGAAUCAAGGACAUAUGCUUUGAUCACACUUCACAAAGUGUUGACUCCAACUCUGCGACUCAUCAGCAGGAACUCCGAGCUGUUCGUUCAUCCACGUCUAGGACCGAAACCGAUCUCUUGCGACAAGCUGUAUAGCGUGGAAUACAACACCGGCUACGAUAUAUCUCGACUCGAUUGGAGAUGGUCCCUCAUGGCUGUAACUAUUCAUUUCGAGAAUGCAAUUUGCAAAAUGCUAGCUUCAACCGGGCUAACAUCAGGCUCACAGGCCUUUGGUCCCGGCUUCCGAGAUCCGUUAGACAUCUAG